Messenger RNA from Mercurialis annua (annual mercury), 1704 nucleotides. RefSeq lists its product as uncharacterized. The record is from RefSeq and is a predicted model, not a curated record. Lineage: Eukaryota; Viridiplantae; Streptophyta; Magnoliopsida; Malpighiales; Euphorbiaceae. The coding region runs from base 150 to 1565 and encodes 471 amino acids. The transcript is spliced from 16 exons.
UUGAGGCACAUCUAAAAAAUUCCUGCUCAUAUAUGUUUUUUGAAAAUAGAUAAAUUGAAAUUUGUGUAGUUAUUAGUGUAUUAGCGGCAAUAGAGGCCGCCCCCAAAUUAGAGGCAAAUCCAGGCAGCCCAUGCUCACUUACAGUACCAAUGAGCUUCAACCUAGUGCGCUUCUUCUUCUUCAACCCAUUUGGAGUAUCUUCUAAAGCUACAGCCAACACAAGGUUCAAAUUUUCUGCUGCUGCUGCUUCAGCUCACAAGUCAAAAAAUGAGGAGCUGUUAGUGGUGGUUGGUGGUGGAGCAGCAGGGAUUUAUGGAGCUAUUAGGGCCAAGACUUUAGCUCCUCAUCUUGAUGUUUUGGUCAUUGAAAAAGCAAAGCCUCUCUCUAAGGUGAAAAUAUCUGGGGGUGGCAGAUGCAAUGUCACCAAUGGCUUUUGUUCUGACCAUAUGAUUUUGGCAGAACAAUAUCCCAGGGGGCACCGAGAAUUUAGAGGAUCUUUCUUCAACAUGCAUGGCCCUGUAGAUACCAUGUCCUGGUUUUCUGAUCAUGGGGUGGCACUCAAGAUUGAGGAUGAUGGAAGAGUGUUUCCAAUCAGCAACAGUUCGUCUACAAUUAUUGAUUGUCUUCUAACUGAGGCAAAGCGGAAAGGAGUUUCUUUGCAAACUGGAAAAGUUGUAACAAAUGCGUCUGCUGAUGCCAGAGGAAAGUUUCAUCUGAAGGUUGAGAAACGUACCAUUGAUUUUGUUGAAGCUGUUGAAGCUGACUAUCUAUUGAUUGCUAGCGGGAGUAGCAAACAGGGUCAUAAUCUUGCAACUCAGCUUGGUCAUUCAAUUGUAGAUCCAGUACCAAGCUUAUUCACUUUCAAAGUCGAAGAUCCUCAGCUUGCAGAGUUGUCAGGGGUUACAUUUCCUAAGGUUGAAGCAAAGCUUAAACUAGAAAAUAUACAACGGAAUACACCACAUCUUACACAGGUUGGGCCUAUGCUAGUUACCCACUGGGGACUCAGUGGGCCAGUAAUUCUUCGGCUAUCUGCUUGGGGAGCUCGUGAUCUGUUCAAUUCAGUUUACAAAGGCUUGCUUACAGUGGAUUUUAUACCUGAUUUGCAUAUAGAAGAUCUAAAAUCAAUCCUAAGUCGACAAAAGAAUAAAUUUCCGAAGCAAAAAGCAGUAAAUUCAUGUCCUUCAGAAUUUGGCAUUACGAAGAGAUUUUGGAAGUAUAUAUUAGAUCGUGAGAGACUAAUUGGGGAUACCUUGUGGGCUUCCGUAUCAAAUAACUCAAUAAUAUCCGUUGCCAAUCUCUUGAAACUCUGUACAUUUGAAGUAACUGGAAAGGGUCAAUUUAAGGAUGAAUUCGUCACUGCUGGAGGUGUUCCCUUGUCCGAGAUCAUAUUAAACACAAUGGAAAGCAAAUUAUGUCCACGGCUUUUCUUCGCUGGAGAGGUUCUGAAUGUUGAUGGGGUGACUGGUGGUUUUAAUUUCCAGAAUGCAUGGUCUGGCGGAUACAUUGCAGGGACAAGUAUAGGUGAAAUGGCAGUUGAAGAUACUCGAAAGGAGCGAGUUCUAUAAGUUGAAUUUCAGUUCGUUGUCUUUUUAAGCUUUAAAUUAUUGUAAAAUGUAUUUGAUGUAGUGUAAAUUAGUGAUAGAAUUGUAAACAGAAAGCCUUCUGUCAUUAUGGAUAUGAGCAAAAAUAGAUUCUCUCCUUCAA